AUCGCAAAAUUUGACCGUCAAAAAAUACUUUUGGCUAUCACCCCUCCACUCUCCAAUCAUUCCUAACAUGCAAGUCACUACAACUGCCGUACUACUAGUGGCCUUUGCACUAUCCGGCUUAACAACAGCUGGCCAACCUAACUCGCAAUGCUACAGUUACUUCUUCAAAACCAGCGGAUCCAAACAAUGCGUUCCUGCUGCUCAAUUUGAAGCCCAUAGAUGUAAGGACACUAAGGGCGCGUCCCACGAACUACAAGAAACCCGCCUCUUUACAGUGCAGAAUAAGAAAAAGCGCAGUGAGGAGCACACCUUGGAACGCCGAUACGACAACUACAAGGAGGUUUCGAUCGUUACGCGCGCCAACAUGGCUUAUAAAUGUCCUAGGCCUUCAGGUAAACUCGAUCCGUCCUGGAACUACGGCGUGUGCCUCUGGGCAGGAUCUGGAAAGGGUAGCAGUGGUUGGGUUGACGACAAUAACCACCGUAACUGCGGAAAAAAAGUUUACAUCCAAAGGCGGGGUCAACCUGGCACUGUCAUUUUCGCCAGGGUCGUUGGAGGCUGUGAUUUCGGAAAAGUCACGGAAGAUGCAGCUUGCUUCAACCUUGCGGUUGGCCCAAAUCUUUUCCGGGCACUGAAUCCGACUGCCGAGGAGAAGAAUCAGCACAAAAUAAAGGAAGUCUCUUGGGAUUUCGAUAACCUCAAGGGCCAAAGCUCAAAGGACGGUGCGGCCUGAGCGAUUUCCGAAGCUCGGGCUCGCAAUCAUUAUUUUGGCUUUCCGUGUCCUUCUUUAGCUCCUAUUCAUUUGACUUGUCCUGUCUGUUUAUCUCAAAAAGCUCCAUUACUCAUCACGAUUUUGUCAGAACCUGUGGACCUUAGAUGUCAAGGCCAAUGUUGAUUUUUUUGUUGCACAAGAUUCUAAUCUUGAGAAGAAAUUCAUGAACGUUAUGGUCA
Puccinia graminis f. sp. tritici CRL 75-36-700-3 is the source of this 951-nucleotide messenger RNA. RefSeq lists its product as uncharacterized. The transcript is spliced from 9 exons. The coding region runs from base 68 to 733 and encodes 221 amino acids. Lineage: Eukaryota; Fungi; Basidiomycota; Pucciniomycetes; Pucciniales; Pucciniaceae. The record is from RefSeq and is a predicted model, not a curated record.